Messenger RNA from Chenopodium quinoa (quinoa), 3034 nucleotides. RefSeq names its product probable 2-oxoglutarate-dependent dioxygenase ANS. Lineage: Eukaryota; Viridiplantae; Streptophyta; Magnoliopsida; Caryophyllales; Amaranthaceae. The record is from RefSeq and is a predicted model, not a curated record. Bases 573 to 1622 code for a protein of 349 amino acids. The transcript is spliced from 4 exons.
UUCAAUAAUCUUUUAUGAUCAGCUUAUAAAAGGUUGAUUUUAAAAUAAAGCCGAGAUGAAUCCAAUAACAUUUAACAUCAUAAUAUUUUUAAAUAUGUGUAAUUUUAACUCUGUUUCAUAUUAUUUGCAACAAAUAAUUUCUUUCUUUUUUAAGUUGUCGUUUCUCUCUAUCUAUCUCCUCAUCACAUGAAUUCAUAUUUCUCUCUUUACUAUACACUCACAAACAAAUUUUUUCCAGGAAACUGUGCAGCCUCCAAAGUUGCAAAUAAUAUGAAACGGAAAUACUCCCUUGACUACAAAACAAUAACAUGGUCAAAGCAAAAUUAAUAAAUAGUGUCAAAAGUCAAAUCCGAACAACUAAUGAAAUGGACAGAGUAUCAAAUUUUGAAACAGACAACAAUUUAAAUUCUGCAUCCAAAUGAUACGAGUAAUCAGACUGAUCACAUAAAUUACAAAAGCCCAGAAAAUUCAUUCUUCAAGCAUAUCACAUGAACCUGAUUCUAUAAAUAUAUGUUUAGACAACAGCUAAUACAACUAUAUCACUAAAUAAGUAGUUCUAUAAAUCUACUAAAAUGGCAAUGACAGGAAUUGCUCCCUUGACCAAACAAGAACUAGCGUCAAAAUUAGUUCAAGAGAUAGCUAAAAAAGGAGAUGAAAUACCAGAGGAUUUUUUCCGCAAAGAUGGUUUUCCUGAAGCCAUUGAUGCCCCUGAUUUGUGGAGAGGUGAUUUGCUCAUUGACUUUUCCCUUCUCUCUUCGUACUCUGAACCUGAACUUGCAAAGCUCCGAUCAGCUCUCUCCAAAUGGGGUUGCUUUCAGCUCAUAAAUCAUGGGAUAGAAGUCUCAUUCCUUGAAGAAUUUAUUGAAGUUUCCAAACAAUUCUUCGCACUUCCCUUAGAGGAGAAGCUCAAGUACUCAGCAGCAGAUGACAUCGAUCAAGGGUAUGGCACAGAUUCAGCUUAUUCAGGCUCUCAAAUACGAACUUGGAAUGAUAGGCUACUUCCUUUUCUCCUUCCUAAGGAAAGAGUCAGGCUUGAAUGCUGGCCACAGAAGCCAGAGAAACUCAGGGAAAUGACAGAGGAAUAUUCAAAAAAGAUAUCAACGGUCAAUAAGGUCCUCUGCAAAGCAAUGUCAAGGUCACUUGGCUUAGAAGAAAACUGCUUAGAGUUCGGAAAACAUGGACCAGCAAUAGCAAGGUUCACCCUUUAUCCUCGUUGCCCAUGUCCUGAACGUAUUCUAGGAACAAAACCUCACUCAGACCACACAAUGAUCACGUAUCUCUUGCCAGAGGUCGAAGGUCUCCAAAUCUUAAAAGAUAGUCAGUGGUACAAAGCGUCAGUCAUCCCAGGCGCACUGUUUAUCAACUUUGGUGAUUUAGGAGAGGCUCGUACUAAUGGACUAUUUAAGAGUGCCGUGCACAGAGUGACCGCGAAUUCUGCAAAAGAUAGGAUAUCUGCAGCCAUGUUUUUCAACCCAGAUGAUGAUGAAGUUGAACCCCUAAAUGAAUUGAUUUGUGCUGAUCAGCCACAACUCUACAGAAAAUUUACCAUGAAAGAAUAUAGGCCAAAAAUCUACGAGAAUUUUAGUUUAGGCUUAAGACCACUUGAUGCAUUCAAAGUUUAGUACCUACUACCUACUCUUCAUUAGAGUAUGACUCAUUUCCAUUCUAUUUCAUGGGUGCUUUACUUUUUUAAAAGAGUGGUAACAGAACUUUUCUUCUGAGCUUGAUAAGAUUGUUCGUUAGUACACUUAGUGUGUAUAUGUUCCAAUAUGUUAGUGUCAAUGAUGUUAAUUAAUUAGUUCGAGUAAUAUAGGGAGCACUAUAUGUGCACUUUUUUACCCAUGAAAUGAUUGACGUAACAUAAAAUUAUUUAGAGAAGAUUGCUACUAAACCAGAAGAAAAGAAGAACCAACAAAAGCAAGGUCUAUCCACUAUCCUCCUAAGUCAUGUCCAUGACCUCUUUUUCUAGAGAAAGAGGCCAAUGGUCACAAAUCAUCAAAGAUGAUCAAUUCAAAAUGUUACAAGGUCUCGGUCAUCCCAGGGGCACUAUUUAUCAACUUUAAUCUGGUAACUUGGGGGAGAUAAGAUUGAGAUGAUUGCACUUUGCAGGUAGCAAUUUAUCGGGUGUUCAAGAGGGCAAGUCACAGGGUGCUAUGAAAUCAGAAGGCAGGAUAUUUGUGGCCAUGUUUUUCUCCCGGAAAGAGGAUAAUGAAAUUGGACCUCUAAGUGAACUGAUUAGUGCUCAUUGUCAAGUUUACAAGAAGUUCAACAUCAAGUCUAUGACUCUAUGCCAGCAUGAAAUACCACUCGCAAUAUUGACCACCAGAUACCUUUUAACAAUGUAGAUAAUUAAGCCCAAAACUUGAGCAGAAGCACUAAAAGAUUGGGCAUUUAACAACCACAGAUGGGCACGCAGGUAAGUAAAGGAAGUAUAAAGUUGAGUGUAUCACAUAUCCCUUGACUUCAUACCAAUAAAAGCUUGUCUCACUUGGUAAGACUUUUACCUUAGACCCUAGAGGCUAGAGGUUUGGUGUUCGUAUCUUAUCAUGUGAAGGUUGCUAGGAGGUGACAAUCUCCUUAUCUUCCCUCCCUACUUCUUAGUUCCAACCGCAAAUGGCGCAAAUACCCUUAAGUCCUUAACUUCAUACACUAAUGCCAAAACUCAUUUUUGAAAUGCUUGCGUAGCAUAUCCCAUGAAAUUGAAAGAGUACCAUGAUUUCAGGAUAAAAAAAAUAAUAAAAAUAAAAAUAAAACAACAACAACAACAACAACAACAACAACAACAACAACAACAACAACAACAACAACAACAAAAACAACAACAAAAACCUAUAAAUGGAAUCCAAGCAUAUAAUUAAAGUGGAAUAUAUCUAAGCAAGAGGUAGUUGUAAUCAAAGUUGAAAUACUGGAUCAAGAGGGAGGCAAAAUGAGUGAUGACAUACCAGAGGAAUUCCUGCACAUAGGUGGUUUUGAUGAAGCCAUUGUUCAUGCCCUUAACCUAUGAUUGUAUGAAUAGCAGUUUAUAUAGUAAGCU